AUGGAGGAUCACAUGGGGAAGGAGGAACAAGAACAACAACAUGAGGUGGGUGCCGUUGCGGGUGGUGAAGAGGAUGAGGCUGUUUCCACCAUAACUAUGGAAAGGGUUGCUGCAGCUAAGAAAUUCAUUGAGAAUCAUUAUAGGUCUCAGAUGAAACAUAUCCAAGAACGCAAGGAAAGGCGUUCGGAGCUGCAAAAGGAGUUAGAAUCGUCUCAUGUACCAGAAGAGGAACAGAUUAAUUUACUGAAGGAUUUAGAGAGCAAGGAGACUGAGUUUAUGCGGUUGAAAAGACAUAAAAUAUGUGUUGAAGAUUUUGAUCUUUUAACCAUUAUUGGUAGGGGAGCCUUUGGUGAGGUAAGACUCUGUCGCGAGAAGAAAUCGGGUAUUAUAUAUGCGAUGAAAAAGUUGAAAAAGUCCGAAAUGCUCAGUAGGGGACAGGUUGAGCACGUUAGAGCUGAAAGGAAUGUUCUUGCAGAAGUUGUGAAUGACUUCAUUGUGAAACUUUAUUACUCAUUUCAAGAUCCUGAAUUCUUAUAUCUUAUAAUGGAAUAUUUACCUGGUGGCGAUAUAAUGACUUUAUUGAUGAGGGAAGAAACUUUGACAGAAAGUGUGGCUAGGUUUUACAUCGCCCAAACCGUUUUGGCCAUAGAGUCUAUUCAUAAACACAACUACAUUCAUCGGGAUAUAAAACCUGACAACCUUCUGUUAGACAAAUAUGGUCACAUGAAACUGUCGGAUUUCGGUCUUUGCAAACCACUUGACUGCUCAAAUAUAUCAGCUAUAAGUGAAAGUGAAAUAUUGGAUGACGAUAACUUGAAUGAUACAAUGGACGUUGAUGGAAAUUGCCCAAAUAACAGAAAUGGUAGGCGUUGGAAAAGUCCGCUCGAGCAACUUCAGCAUUGGCAAAUGAAUAGGAGGAAAUUGGCAUUUUCUACUGUUGGAACUCCAGACUAUAUCGCUCCGGAAGUGUUAUUGAAAAAGGGUUAUGGUGUGGAGUGCGACUGGUGGUCUCUUGGGGCUAUUAUGUAUGAGAUGCUUGUCGGUUAUCCUCCAUUUUACUCUGAUGAUCCUGUAACAACAUGCCGAAAGAUUGUUCACUGGAAAAAUCACUUAAAAUUUCCAGACGAGGCAAGACUGACGCCUGAAGCAAAAGAUCUGAUAUGCAAGUUGCUUUGUGGUGUUCCACAUAGGCUUGGUACCAGAGGAGCAGCUGAAAUUAAAGCUCAUCCUUGGUUCAGAGAUAUCAUAUGGAACAGGCUCUAUGGAACCGAGGCAGCAUUUAAACCGCGAGUCUUUGGGGAGCUUGACACUCAGAAUUUUAUGAAAUUCGAUGAGGUUGAACUGCCAAAGCCAACUCGAACAGGAUCCGGACCCAUCAGAAAGACCCUCUUAACUACUCAAGAUCUCAGUUUCGUUGGCUAUACAUAUAAGAAUUUUGCCGCUGUCAAGGGGAAGCGUCAUUCUAAUGAAAAGGGAAGCCUGUCACCACGGUCAUCAAUCGACUCCACACACAGUGAUUCUGCAAUAAACUAUUCCACCUGA
Molecule: messenger RNA, 1542 nt
Organism: Lathyrus sativus (Indian pea)
Lineage: Eukaryota; Viridiplantae; Streptophyta; Magnoliopsida; Fabales; Fabaceae
Source: the annotation of a GenBank genome assembly